Messenger RNA from Trichophyton rubrum CBS 118892, 1127 nucleotides. RefSeq lists its product as uncharacterized. NCBI's taxonomy places the organism in Eukaryota, Fungi, Ascomycota, Eurotiomycetes, Onygenales, Arthrodermataceae. The record is from RefSeq and is a predicted model, not a curated record. Gene Ontology annotation, molecular function: ubiquitin-specific protease binding; misfolded protein binding. Bases 357 to 1103 code for a protein of 248 amino acids. Gene Ontology annotation, cellular component: endoplasmic reticulum membrane; Hrd1p ubiquitin ligase ERAD-L complex. Gene Ontology annotation, biological process: endoplasmic reticulum unfolded protein response. The transcript is spliced from 2 exons.
GCCACUUUACGCGUCAGUCACGCGACAUUGGUGCUAGGCCGUAUUUGGAUUAGCGGAAUCUGACGGACAAUAGUUAUUCCUCUACACGUGACUAUUACGUCAGUUAUUAUGUAAUAUAAUGCCAGAUAAGAUUUCUGAAGUUUCCUACUAUCAAAACGAACGUCGAGAAACAAAAAGAAACAACAAGCUGGCUUCAAUUCAGGCCAACGGGGGGCUCGCAGUCACUUUUCUCUCGAUACCCUGGUUUCAUGAAAGUCGGCUACGCGUGAUAUGCUAGGAACACGUCUCCAGUGACCUGGAUCUGUUCUUCUGAGAAGGCGCUCACUACAUCCAUUCGUGCCCGUGCUGAACCGAGUAUGGCGGCGAUUUGGGGCAACGCCGGUCAGGGCGGACAAUUACCGCUAGAACAGUGGUUCUAUGAGAUGCCGCCGUGCACAAGGUGGUGGACAGCUGCAACAGUGCUGACAUCGGUUCUGGUGCAAUGUCAUGUUCUUACCCCUUACCAGCUAUUCUACAGCUUCCGGUCGGUGUUUAUCAAGUCACAGUACUGGCGACUCGUUACAACAUUCCUCUAUUUCGGACCGUUAAAUCUAGACCUGUUGUUCCACGUCUUCUUUCUCCAGCGGUACUCACGGCUUCUGGAAGAAUCUGCCGGUCGUUCUCCUGCCUUUUUCUCCUGGUUGCUACUCUACGCAACGUCCAUACUACUCCUUGCCUCGCCAUUUCUAUCUUUACCAUUCCUGGGCUCUUCCCUCUCCGCUAGUCUGGUGUACAUCUGGGGCCGGAAGAACCCAGACACAAGGCUGAGCUUCCUGGGAUUACUCGUAUUCACAGCACCAUACCUGCCCUUUGUGCUCAUGGCAUUCAGCCUGAUUGUGCAUGGAACCAUUCCUAAGGACGAAAUAUGUGGUGCUGUGGUAGGACAUAUCUGGUAUUACUUCACGGAUGUGUACCCUCAAAUGUAUGGAGGGGUGCGGCCGCUAGAUCCUCCCGUCUGGUGGAGAAGAUUAUUCGAGUCAACCAAUACUCGGGAUCAACGAGCCACGAAUGCAGCCCAUAUAAACAACGACAUGGCUGCCAUUGCCGCUCGUGAAGUGAGAUAAUUUGUACAACGAUUCUUUGCGCCG